CAUCGCAUACUGCGGCAAAGCCAGAAACGAGGAAGAAUCUCCGGUAGUCAGUGAACCAUUUUUCUGUCGUCAAACGGAUCAAGCUUUUUGUGAGACUUGGAUCGGUCACAAAAAGCGGGAUUCGCUUUUCGCAUAGGAAUUGGCCUGUUCAGGAACGAGCUUAAUCACACAGAACGUUUGAAAAUUGUCACAAAAAUGGAGGAAAUGCAUCAACCACAACAGGUUGGGCCUAAUGUGAUGGCCAAUGUGGGUGGGGUUCCUAAUCAUUCAAAUAAUGUUAAUCGGCGUAGCAGAGCUAGAUUAUCUUUACACAGUUUGAUGCUGGAAAAACUUCCAUUAAGUGAGGCUGCACAAUUGGAGAUGAAAUCAUUAUGCAACAAAAAGCCAGUUUCUAUUCUUCAGGAAUUGCUUUCUCGUAGGGGCACAACACCAAAGUAUGAGCUAAUACAAGUAGAGGGUGCUGUCCAUGAGCCCAUUUUUCGUUAUCGUGUCACUGUUGCUGAUAUUGUUGAUCCAAUUAUUUCAGCAAUGGGGACUGGAAAAUCAAAGAAGGAGGCCAAACACACGGCCGCACGAGCUGUAUUAGAUAAGUUGUGUAGAGUAAAUAGUGACACACCAGAUUCUCCACUUCCAAAUGAUUUACCAGAUUCUGAAACUCUCCAAGAGUUACCUGCAUUUGGAGAAGAAAAAGCAAUGACAAAUCCAAUUGGUGCGCUACAAGAAAUGUGUAUAUCGCGUCACUUGCCCCCACCAAAAUAUACAAUGGAAAGUGAAGAGGGUCUACCGCAUGAGAAACAGUACAGUAUUGUUUGUUCUAUUCUAAAAUAUCGUGAGGUUGGCCAAGGAAAUAGUAAAAAAGUUGCAAAGAGGCAUGCAGCUCACAAAAUGUGGAGGGCUUUACAUGACGUGAAUUCAGAAAAUCCUAAUUUAGAUGAGGAUGAGGUUUUACAAAGAAAUGCAAAUGUGAGUGCCCGUUAUGCUGAUCUGAAAGGUAGCAAAAUUUCAACAUUAACAACUAUUCAUAGCCUUAAAGUUUCACAAUUUCAUAAAAGUCUGAAGUCAUCAACCGGUGUUAAGCUAUUUGAGCUACAGAAUACGUGUUUGAAUGAGGGCGAUAUAAAUUUGGUACAAUUUUUGCAAGAGAUUUCUUCAGAGCAGCAAUUUGAAGUAACUUAUGUUGAUAUUGAAGAAAAGUCUAUCAGUGGUAAAUGUCAGUGCCUUGUGCAAUUGUCUACUUUGCCAGUGGCAGUUUGCUAUGGUUGUGGUGUUACUAGUAAAGAUGCUCAAGCCAGUGCCGCUCAAAACGCUCUGGAAUAUCUCAAGAUCAUGACCAAAAAGUGAGCCAGCGCUUUGCUC
This is a messenger RNA of Dufourea novaeangliae, 1356 nucleotides long. Its product is annotated as RISC-loading complex subunit tarbp2-like. NCBI's taxonomy places the organism in Eukaryota, Metazoa, Arthropoda, Insecta, Hymenoptera, Halictidae. The transcript is spliced from 7 exons. The record is from RefSeq and is a predicted model, not a curated record. Bases 196 to 1341 code for a protein of 381 amino acids.